This is a messenger RNA of Rangifer tarandus platyrhynchus (Svalbard reindeer), 1632 nucleotides long. The record is from the annotation of a GenBank genome assembly. NCBI's taxonomy places the organism in Eukaryota, Metazoa, Chordata, Mammalia, Artiodactyla, Cervidae.
AUGGGCGAGGAGCAGAGCACGGUGAGCGGCGGCGGCGGGCCCCUGGAGGCGCGGACCCCCGCUGGCGGCGCCGCGGGCCCCCCGGAGCCCCCGAGGCCGCCGGGGCACAGCGCCGGGGUGCCCGGGCCGCGCGCCGCCUCCUCCGAGCCGAGCGGCGGCGGCUGCGGAAGCGACUCCGGUUGCGAGGACGCCGGAGCCCCGGAACCCGCGGGGAUCCGGGGGGCCCCGAACUGGAGCAAGAGCCGGGCACCCGGGCAGCCCGCGGGACUGGCCCUCCCCGGGCCCCUCAACCCCCAGGCUUUGCAAAAGCAGCUGGCCGAGGAGGAGGAGGAGGAAACGGGGGAGCGAAAAGAGAGAGGGGAUGAACAGCAGGAGGCGCCCCCCGGCGAGGAGCUUGAGCCCCCGACCCGCGUCCGCGUCGGGGCCCCGGACGGACUGGUCUUGGACGUGCUGGGCCCGCGGCGCCCGCCCCCGGCCAAGAGACAAGUGUUCUGCUCCGUGUUCUGCGUGGAGAACGACCUGCCCGAGGUGCCCUCGGCGGAGCGGCUGUCGCUGCCCGCGUCGCCACCUCGGGCUCCGCCGGUGACCAACCCUCCCGGCACCCCCUCCUCCUUCCCCAGCCCCCAGCUGUCGCUCCCAGCGGACCCCUUGUCCCCCGACGGCGGCAGCAUCGAGCUGGAGUUCUACCUGGCGCCCGAGCCUUUCUCCGUGCCCAGCCUGCUGGGAGCCCCACCCUACUCCGACCUGGGUGGGGUCGGGGAUCCCUUUGCGCCCCUCAUGGUGCUGAUGUGCCGGGUGUGCCUGGAAGACAAGCCCAUCAAGCCCCUGCCUUGCUGCAAGAAGGCCGUGUGCGAGGAGUGCCUCAAAGUCUACCUGAGCUCCCAGGUGCAGCUUGGCCAAGUGGAAAUCAAAUGCCCUAUCACUGAGUGCUUUGAAUUCCUGGAAGAAACAAUGGUUGUCUAUAACCUGACACAUGAAGACUCCAUCAAAUACAAGUACUUCUUGGAACUUGGCCGUAUUGAUGCCAGCACCAAGCCGUGUCCGCAGUGCAAGCACUUUACAACCUUCAAGAAAAAAGGACAUAUUCCCACCCCUUCCAGAUCAGAAAGCAAAUACAAAAUCCAGUGCCCCACUUGCCAAUUCGUCUGGUGUUUUAAGUGCCACUCUCCUUGGCAUGAAGGUGUUAACUGCAAGGAGUACAAGAAAGGGGACAAACUGCUGCGCCACUGGGCCAGCGAGAUUGAGCGCGGGCAGAGGAAUGCCCAGAAGUGUCCCAAGUGCAAGAUCCACAUCCAGAGAACUGAAGGGUGUGACCAUAUGACCUGUUCACAGUGUAACACUAAUUUUUGUUAUCGAUGUGGGGAGAGAUACCGCCAGCUCCGUUUCUUUGGAGACCACACCUCAAACCUCAGUAUAUUUGGAUGCAAAUAUCGCUACCUCCCAGAGAGACCUCACCUAAGGAGAUUAGUGCGAGGGUCAGUCUGUGCUGGAAAAUUGUUCGUUGCACCUCUUAUUCUGGUCUUGGGAUUAGCACUAGGGGCCAUAGCAGUUGUCAUCGGUUUGUUUGUAUUUCCUAUCUAUUGCCUUUGUAAAAAACAGAGAAAACGAUCACGGACAGGAAUGCACUGGUAA